AAAAAAAAAAAAAAAAACUAAAAUUAGUUUUCCUUUUUAUUUUAUUUUAUUUAUAUACUUUUUCUCAUUAAGCAUUCAGAAUGAAUUCCACUAAUGAUGAUAUUCCGUUAAAUCGUAAAGAUAGUGUUGAAGAACCAUUUUUACCUCCACCAGCUCAUCAAUCAAAGCCUACUGAAAAGCAGCAUUCAGUUGCCCUGAUUGCAGCUGUGGUUAGUUUCUAUUUCAUUAUUUCACUUUCAGUUGUCUUUUUGAAUAAGAUCAUCAUGAGUGGAUCUUCUGAAUUUCCUUAUGCUUUAUUUGUUACUUGGUACCAACUUGUUGUUGCCCUGGGUCUUUUAUUAAUUUGGUCACAGUUGGGAAAGAGUUAUAAACUAUUUAGUAUUAUACCACCUUAUGAAUUUAAUAUGAUGGUAGCCAAGAGAGUUGCACCCUUAACUUUUGUUUAUGUUGGUAUGUUGGUAUUGAAUAAUUUAUGUUUAAAAUAUGUUGAAGUUACGUUUUACCAGGUUGCCCGUUCUUUAUCUAUCAAUUUUACGAUUCUUUUCACUUAUGUCAUCCUUGGAAAAAAAACAUCAGGACCAGCUCUGGUAGCUUGUUUUAUUGUAUUUUUAGGAUUUGUGAUUGGAUCUUAUGGUGAAAUUAAUUUCUCAUGGGCUGGUGUGAUUUAUGGUGUAGGCUCGUCAGCCUUUGUUGCACUUUAUGGUAUCUAUGUGCAAAAGACAUUAGGAGCAGUUGAUAAUAAUCAAUGGAAAUUACUUCAUUAUAAUACUACAUUAGCUAUCAUCUUUCUCUCUCCACUUCUUUUAUUUUCUGGAGAAAUUACUGAAAUUGUAUCCACUUCAGAUAUUAUUUAUACUACGAAUUUUUGGAUUUUAAUGACUAUUACUGGUAUUACUGGAUUCGGUAUUAAUAUUGCUAUGUUCUUACAAGUCAAAUAUACCUCUGCUCUGACAAAUACAAUUAGCGGUACAGCCAAGGCUUGUGUUCAAACUGUAUUAGCUGCAAUGAUCUUUCAAAAUCCUAUUUCUGGCCUGAAUGCACUCGGUAUUGCAUUGGCUUUAUUUGGCUCAGGUUAUUAUGGAUGGGUUCGUUAUCAAGAAAGAAUUUCUAAAUAGACUAUAAAUAAAUAAUUGAUUCCCUUUUUUAUGUGUAACAAUCAUAAGCUA
Cokeromyces recurvatus is the source of this 1166-nucleotide messenger RNA. Its product is annotated as triose-phosphate transporter family-domain-containing protein. Bases 81 to 1115 code for a protein of 344 amino acids. Lineage: Eukaryota; Fungi; Mucoromycota; Mucoromycetes; Mucorales; Mucoraceae. The transcript is spliced from 7 exons. The record is from RefSeq and is a predicted model, not a curated record. Gene Ontology annotation, molecular function: antiporter activity. Gene Ontology annotation, cellular component: Golgi apparatus.